AGAAUCAAGUAGCCUACUACUACCGGAUGAAGAUCUGGAGAGCCUCUUCUCAUCGUUAACGAUCGGCAACAUCGUCUCUGAAGGAAAUUCAGGAGAUUCUUGCAAGAAUAGGAAGAGGAAAUCUGGCCAAGAACCCGCUGGAUAUUAUUUAACUAACAGAUUACCUGAUGAUUCGUUGGAAAAGAUGUUGUCAUCGCUUGCGAUCCAAGACGCCGCAGUUACUAGUUCUGUUUCUGGACGACCGGAGGAACAGGACUACUCUCAUCUUGUAUUUAGUGGGCACAAUCUUUUUUCUGAGGAAAGUUCAGUUUGCACCACCACCUCCACCGAGUGCAAUGAUCCAGAAUCUUGGAGUUUGAGAUCAGACGAAUUCAUUGACAGAGUAAACAACCGGCUGCUGUGCCAUGACGGAACUGGUGUUAACGUGUUUGAGGUUCAUUUUGAUCUCAACUCCACCCAUGCUGCCCACCUUGACAAAUGGGUCCAGUUUGCGUCAAAGUCAAAUGCACACUCUGUGAGACUUCACUUGUGUAAAAGUGGAAUAUCAUGUUCUGGGCAUUCCAGGACUGCAAGUCCUUAUAACUUCCCUUUGCAUUUUUUCGGCGAUGGACAAGCAUCCUCUUUGCUGAGGCUAUGGAUGACGAAUUGCAUAUUCAGACUAUCAAUGUAUCCCAUUAGCUUUUCCUCUCUCGUAAGCCUUUGUCUAAUGUGUGUCACGAUAGCUGAUUCUGAUAUCCAAAGCAUUUUCUCUUGCUGCCCUGGUGUCCGCAUUUUGAGAUUGGGGAGCUGCAAUGAUUUGGUUAACAUAAGGAUUUCCGGUGAAAGACUGUUCCAUUUGUAUAUAUAUUAUUGCAAGAAUUUGGUGAGUAUUGAGAUUCAUUCAGCCAGCCUAGUCAUCUUUGAGUAUGAUGGACAUAAGGUACUCAUCAAAUAUGCGAGUACUCCCAAUAUGAGGAGAAUAUCAACAAAGUUCUCGAACAGAAAUUGUUCUCUCUCGAUGAAUUUAAAUAAAAUGAAAAUGAUCGAGAAAGUCUGCUUGACAUUCCUUUCACCAUCGAAGGAGCCCAAUUUCAAGCUAUAUGCGAAGAAAUUCACUGUAUUGAAGUACAUCAACUUGUAUAUUUUGCCAUCUUGGAAUAAUGUUCUUGCAGUAGCUUAUCUCCUUCAAGCAACUCCUUUCGUCACAAGACUCCGUCUAGAAAUGAAGGCAUACGGCGGAGAACAGCAUCAUCUGGAGAAUGUACAAGUCAGCUGGCCAGAGGACAUCUCUCUUCAGAAGCUCCAUUUGAUUCUUGUAGGAGGUUUCGCUGCACAACCCCCGUUGAUCGGGCUUUUGGCGUGCCUGGUGGGUGUGGCCCCUGGUUUGAAGUUCCUCACAAUCAGUCCACGCUACCAUCGUUUGAAACGAAUGGGUACAUGGGGGAGGGAGAAGGAUGGUGCCAAGGCGGCGAGGGAUCACGCACGGAAAGUCGCGAGGGAAGCCAUCGGCCUUAAGCUCCCGUCGUCUGUGAGGUUUGCCCUCCAUUGA
Messenger RNA from Lolium rigidum, 1528 nucleotides. RefSeq lists its product as uncharacterized. Bases 185 to 1528 code for a protein of 447 amino acids. NCBI's taxonomy places the organism in Eukaryota, Viridiplantae, Streptophyta, Magnoliopsida, Poales, Poaceae. The transcript has 4 exons. The record is from RefSeq and is a predicted model, not a curated record.